AUGAUCGCGCGCCUGGCACUGUGGUGUGCCGUGCUGGCCGUGGGCGCGUCCUGCCUGCCAGCAGCACGCGCCCAGGACGACUCCGCCGCCAAGGCCCGUGCGGCGGUCGAGGCGUUCUGUGCCAGCCCCGCCUUCAAGAAGCUCAGCUGCGCCUACAACGGCGUGAUGGGCGCUGACGAGGACGCGGCCACCACGGCCGACAUCAGCCCGUUCAGCGGCACCAUGUGGGCGAUCCUGCCGAAGCCGUCGGAGCUGCCAAAGGCCAUCAACGCUCGUGACAGCUACGACCAAUACUGGAGUAGCCUCGUAUCCCUGGCCUGCAAGGGGGACGCCGUCGUUCGCAGCGUCUUCAAGUACACCAAAUUCGACGACACACGCCGGCCAGCCAGCAGCAACAACUGCGCGUUUGCAAGCCUCGACACCGAAUGGGCCGACGCCAAGGACAUCGUAAAGACCACCCCCAUCGUGCGCUGCGAGCUGGAGCUGCCGGCCGGCCCCGAGCCCGAGGCCGUGCGCGCGACGCGCGCCAAGGAGGGGCGCUGCUGGCAGUGCACGGCCUGCGGCGGGGGCGGCGGCUGCCCGGCGAAGAAGGGGCAGUGGUACAGCGACUCGACCGUCUACAAGGGUCUCAAGGGCUGCGACAUCGACCUCUCCAAGGGCUACUCACCAAUCAGGGCCAGCAUCCACGUCAACCCCGGCACCAGCUUCGAGCUGGCCAAGUUUGAGAUCUGCAACGGCGCCAGCUGCUUUAACCCCGCGACGGAGGCCGCCAAGCUCAAGGCAGCCAAGGCCUGCGUCAAGGGUGUCUGCUAG
Messenger RNA from Monoraphidium neglectum, 813 nucleotides. RefSeq lists its product as hypothetical. The record is from RefSeq and is a predicted model, not a curated record. The transcript has 3 exons. Bases 1 to 813 code for a protein of 270 amino acids. Lineage: Eukaryota; Viridiplantae; Chlorophyta; Chlorophyceae; Sphaeropleales; Selenastraceae.